AUGUCGUCAUUGCUAUCGAUCUUCAUAUCGAUCGGAAUCGCCCACGCAUUCGAUGUGCCAUGCACUCAGAAAUUAAUUGGCAACAAAUGUCUAUUCGACGAGGAAUGUUAUGGCAUGAAUGCUGUAUGCCGGAAUGGCCGAUGCACUUGCCCGACCAACUUCGAAGAGUUUGACAUAGAUGACAGGACCACAAUCUGCCGACUUGGUAUGUCCGUUCUGUACAUGAAAUUGCACAGUAUACUUUACAUUUAUACUUUUUUUUCAAGGGUGAACUUCCCUUCAACUGAUUUUCGCCUUAAUAACUUACUUCAGCCACCAUCAAUAGAUCGGCGACGCCCUUGUCAAAGAGACUGCAAACCGCCGCCUCUAUUGUGUCGUGACGGAAGAUGCGAAUGUUGGGGUGGAAGUAUUGUCAAUGGGGAAUGCGUAGUGCCGUGCCCGGCUGGUCAACAGCUCUACGGCGUCGAAUGUACACGAGUGGCACAUUAUGGCCAAGUAUGUGAAAAGGACAGUCAGUGUGUCGAUCCAUUCAACGCUUGUGUUGCUGGUACUUGUCAAUGCGCCCCAGGAACCACAAGAGAUGUGAUGAGAGGCUUCUGCUACGCUGGUAAGCCUUUCCGUUAA
Messenger RNA from Cooperia oncophora, 624 nucleotides. The record is from the annotation of a GenBank genome assembly. Lineage: Eukaryota; Metazoa; Nematoda; Chromadorea; Rhabditida; Trichostrongylidae.